Suillus paluster is the source of this 1269-nucleotide messenger RNA. Its product is annotated as cyclin-like protein. NCBI's taxonomy places the organism in Eukaryota, Fungi, Basidiomycota, Agaricomycetes, Boletales, Suillaceae. Gene Ontology annotation, cellular component: nucleus. The record is from RefSeq and is a predicted model, not a curated record. Gene Ontology annotation, biological process: regulation of transcription by RNA polymerase II. Gene Ontology annotation, molecular function: cyclin-dependent protein serine/threonine kinase regulator activity. The coding region runs from base 94 to 1056 and encodes 320 amino acids. The transcript has 3 exons.
UUUAUGAGUUGGUAUUGUCGGACUGCUUGUGGACUUUAGACUUGGUACAGAUAUCAACGACACUAUAGAUUUGGCUAGGGGAGACGACCAGACAUGCCUGCUGAUCUGGUCCCGCUAGCCUCGCCAUCCCAAAUAGAACGCACGCCUUCUAGAGAGGACGGUAUUCCUGAAGACUUGGAAGAAGAUCUGAGAGCAUUCGGUUGCAAACUCAUCCACGAAGCUGGUAUAUUGCUGAAACAGAAACAAGUCGCUGUGGCUACAGCCCAAAUUCUGUUCCAGCGGUUCUGGUAUGCGACUUCUAUGAAACAAUUCGGUAUCGGGGUGAGUCUUACAACAUCAAUGUCUUGCUUUAAUUUUGGACAGGAACCAAUAUUCAUCACACGUACACAGGACAUUGGAAUGGGAGCUCUAUACCUCGCAUCAAAACUAGAAGAAUGCCCGCUUCGCAUGCGCGACCUCAUCAACAUAUACGACCUCCUCCUCCAACGCACCACACACACCCUCUCCUCCUCCACACCCUCCUCAUCACCAUCCUUGGCAAAGGGCAAAGAUACCUUCAAAUACGCCCCCAUGUCCUACUUCGGCAACACCUUCUACGACCUCAAAGACGCUUUGGUCGUAGCUGAGAUGCAGAUCCUCAAGAGACUGGGGUUUAACGUCCAUGUAGUGUUGCCGUAUGGAACCCUUAUAAAUUAUUUGCGCGUUUUGGGGUUGACGAGUCGGAAGGAUGCUUGUGCGAGAGCUUGGGGGUACCUCAACGAUGCCCUACAAACCCCAGUAUACGCAUUAUACGCAGUCCCAACCAUAGUCAGCGCCGCCAUCCUCCUCACUUCUCGUCAACUAGACAUUUCCUUGCCUUCUUCGCCGCCGAAUUGCUGGUGGGACCUCUUUGAUGCGCCUUGGGAGGACGUGUGGAGCGUUUGUGGGUGCAUUAUGCAUUUGUAUCGGGAUAGGACGGGUGAGGAUAGGAUGAGGGUGUUGAGGUUGGUGAGUAAGAAGGAUGUGAGGGGGUGGUUGGAGGAGAAUGUGAAUGCGGGUGUUGGUGUGAGGACUUGAUGCGGACUGUGGUUCCAAGGGGUUUUUCGUCGUGCCAGUCGCAGAUCUCGUUGCAGGAGUACGCUCCGAGAUGCACUUCUGUGCAUCCAUCAAUUCGUUGGACAUCGUGGCAUCGGCAUCGGUUCCGUGCCACACGACAGCUCAGAUCUCAGAAGCGGGCUUCAUUUCGUUCGAGGAUGCCAUGAUAUACCCAGGGCUUGCUCUUCUUGCCCU